CCUUGGGGAGCUUGGACGGACUCGAGGGGCCGCCGCAGCCACUUCCGCGCGUGCUCCGGCUUCCCCGCGAUGGGCUCGAAAGGGGCCCUGCUGUGGAGGCAGCUGUUGCUCGCGCUCCUGUCGGGGCUCUGCCUGGGCCAGGGCCACUUGUUCCCCGCCGGCAGCGGCCUGGGCUCAGUGACGCCCGCACUGGAUCUCCGCCGCCGCCUGGUCCUGCUGUCCGAGCAGCAGGUGCUGGAGGCGCACGACUUGUCCCUGUCGCUGCUGCAGGGCCAGGGGCUGGGCCCGCCGUCGCUGUCGCUGCCCCCUGAUCUGCCCGAGCUGGAGCCCGAGUGCCGGGAGCUGCUGCUGGACUUCGCCAACAGCAGCGCGGAGCUGACGGGGUGCCUGGUGCGCAGCGCCCGACCUGUGCGCCUCUGCCAGAGCUGCUUCCCGCUCUUCCAGCAGGUCACCGGCAAGAUGGACAACAUCAGCCAAGCCGUCGGGAAUAUGUCAGAGAGCCAUAAUUGUGCCAAAAAUCUCUUGAUGUCGGACAGGAUGCAAAUUGUAGUGAUUCUUUCUGAAUUUUUUAAUACAACGUGGAAGGAAGCAAAUUGUGCAAAUUGUUUAGCGAAUAACAGUGAAGAACUAUCAAACAGCACAUUUAAGUUCCUUGAUCUAUUCAAUCAGACUUUGACAUGCUUUGAGCAUAAUCUUCAGGGAGAUUUGACCAAUUUUCUCCAGCAAAGAAAUUACACAGAAGUGUGCAAAAAUUGCCAGGAAAUAUACAAAACCCUGAGUAUGUUUUAUAGUGAGUUGCAAAAAAAGAAUGAACACAAGAAUAAGGCUGAACCUGGAACACAUCUAUGCAUUGAUGUGGAAGAUGCAAUGAAUAUCACUCGAAAACUGUGGAGUCGAACUUUCAACUGUUCAGUUCCCUGCAGUGAUACAGUUCCUGUAAUUGCUGUUUCAGUGUUCAUCCUCUUUUUACCAGUAGUUUUCUAUCUUAGUAGCUUUCUUCACUCGGAGCAAAAGAAAAGAAAACUCAUUCUGCCUAAGCGUCUUAAAUCCAGUACCAGCUUCGUAAGCAUUCAAGAAAAUUCAAACUAAAGCCAAAAAAAGGAAUUCAUUUUUGGUAAAACAGUGAGAGACUUCGUUUCCAUGUCUGAGUUAUCUGUACGGUAUAUGAGAGAAGGCUGAUUCUUGGCUGUUUAACAGAAAACAAGUUUUUGUUCUUUCCUGGCCUCCAUUCCUAAACUUUCUGGAUUUGUUCAGCUGCCACCUUCUAUGCUGUUCCUAAUAGCAUUAUCUUGAUUUGAAGAAUCAUAUGAUUGAGUGCUAUUGAAAGCAAUCUUUUAUUAAUGCUAAUAAAACCAGUUUACAUGUCCAAAGUUAGAGAAUGACAGCUUUGAUACUCUAAGUAGUGGCUUCACGGCUAAGUAGUCAUGAAAGUCAUUAUUUUUGGAUGUGGUAAAUAAGCACUUUAAAAAUGAAAGGGCAGCCUUCAUUUUUCUUCUGACUGACUCAUGUGACUUUAGAAAUGGCAAUCAGAACAAACUUCUGAAAUGAUCCUGUUUAAAUAUUUAAAUAUUGCAUAAUCAUUGCAUAGCUCUACGUUCUGGAAACAUAACAUACAUAUAUGCCCCUAACGUAUGUCAAGUUGCAUUAACAUGGUAGGUUUUAAAAUAAAUUACCUAAAGGAAAUUUCAAUACUGCUUUUGAUUUUUUUUUUAAAUACCACUGUUUCCAGGUUGUAAUUUCACAUUGCACUUUAUUGAGUUUUCAGAGCCUUCUUUUAAAUAUUAGGUAUUUGUAUUUCAACUGAAAAUAAAAGAUAUUCACGUUUUUGGGUAACAUUUUAAUUUAAAAAUAAAAAUUAUAUGUAAAAUUGUGAAAUAUUAUGCAAUAUCACUGUAGUUGAAUCUGAUCAUUUUUACCCUCUGUUUAGUAACUGUUAUUUCUAAUAGGACCAUUAUUUUUGUAAUAGCAUAUAGGCAGUUUAUAUUCUCCACCAUACUUCCUUCUUAAAACUGCUUGAAAGAAUGUUGGAUUUGUAAACAGAGGUCCUGGGUUCAUAUCUGGUUCUGCCAAAUACCAAAUAUUACCUGUAUGACCUUAGACAAAUCACUUAAUUUCUCUGGGGCUUCAGUUUUCUUAUCUAUAAACAAUGAGAGAGUUUGACUAAAUCACCCCAGAGGACCCUUCUAAUUCUAUGAUCCUUUAAUCCACUUUACUUGGGGAGUAAUAUUAAAAUUGGUAGUUCUGUUCCAGGCCGGGGAUCAUACAUGAUGAAUAAUAUGUCAGAAAAUACAAAGAUACGGUAUGUCAGAAAAUACAACGGUAUGAUAACAACAAGUGUCUAUAAUAACAAAAUAAAAUUAUCCUCCAAGUCAUAGAAUUUAAGAAUCGGAAUGAACUUUAGAGAUCAACUGAUCCAGCCACCUCAUUUUACAGAUGAAAAAAUUAGGCACAGAGGAAUAGAGAGACUUGCCUAAGGGCACACAGUCCGUUGCUCAUUAUACCACACUGCCAGUCAUAUGUAUGUUUUUAAAAACAGAUAUAUAUUGAUUAGUCAAGGAACCUCAAUAUUACUAUGAAUAUAUGUACACCAUAUUAGAAAAGAUAAUUAUACUGUAUCAUAAAUGUGAUUUAUUUAAAACUAGUAUGCUAGCUUUAAUAAAUAUGUUUAACUAA
Vombatus ursinus (common wombat) is the source of this 2673-nucleotide messenger RNA. RefSeq names its product osteoclastogenesis associated transmembrane protein 1 (gene OSTM1). Bases 70 to 1089 code for a protein of 339 amino acids. The transcript has 7 exons. The record is from RefSeq and is a predicted model, not a curated record. Gene Ontology annotation, cellular component: cytosol. NCBI's taxonomy places the organism in Eukaryota, Metazoa, Chordata, Mammalia, Diprotodontia, Vombatidae.